ACAAAUCUAGCUAACAACUAUUUGUUCAUCUAUGGCAAAUUCACCUUAUUCUACCAAUGUCCCACUAGAUUUUCGUGCACCACCGCCAUCACCAGUGGCUGCAGGCCGUAGAUCAUCAGUAGCCAACGACGAGAUCCUAACGGAGUUUCUCCAUAGGUCAUUACGUGUGCCUGAUCUCGUGUUGCCAGAUCGUGUCUUCCCUCGCCAAAACUCCAAGAUCCAAAACCUUCCUAAACUAGAUUUUAAGGCACUAAACAAUAGUUCUUCAGGUUUUGAUCAAGUAAUUGAUGUGAUUGCACAAACGGGCUGUUUUGAGCUAGUUAACCAUGGAAUUUCGGGUCAACUUUUGUCUUCUGUGGUUGAUUCUGGAGCUGGUGUGUUUCGGUUGUCACAAGAGAAGAAGUCUAUUGUUUCAAGGUCUGCUGAGAGGCUAUAUGGUUUUGUGGAGUUUCACGGAGACGAGAAGGAAUUGAACGAAGAGUUCGUUUGGUGUAGAGACGAUUCGUUGAAGUUGGUAAUGGAGAAAGUUUGGGCCGAUCAAUAUUCGAAUUUCAGCGAAAAAAUGGAAGCCCUGAUGUGUAAGAUAGAAAACAUAUCCGAAGUUCUCGUGCAAUUGUUUUUGGCUCGUUUUAGUCUAAAACCGAGAUUUGAUGAUGAUGAUGAUGGAGUUAAAAAGAAAGAAAUUGCGGGGUCUUUAUGUUAUCUCUACAAGCAUUGUAGCGAUUCAGAAAUAAUAUCGAAUGAUGAUCAAUAUAUGGAUUCAUUGAGAUAUGAUGUGAUCCGAAUGCUGAUUAGAGGAUCUGAACACUCUCACACGCUUUGCUUUCACGUAUGUGAUGGAUCUUCGGAGUUUCAUGUUUAUUCUAAGAAAGGUUGGGUAUCGUUUUCUCCUGAUACCAAUGCCUUAAUCAUCACCAUUGGUGAUCAAUUGCAGACAUGGAGUGAAGGAAAAUACAAGCAUGUUAUAGGAAGGCCAAUCUUCAAAGGCGAUUUAGAGGAUUAUAUAUCAAUGGCAUUUCUCUAUAGUCCACCUCCACCCAUACCCAAAAUCCAAAAGGACAAUACCAUUUCAUUCGGCCACCAAGUCUUGUUUGUUUUGAUUUUAACCUUUCUUUACAAUCUUUACUCUUUUAUUUUUACUUAGCAUUCAUUCUUUUCAUUGUAAAAUGCUCUCCAUUUCUUCAUUUGUGUUUAUUUAACCUCAAAAUCGAUUUGAGGGAAACUUUGUGCUCGUUCUCUUCUGUCAUGGUCCGUUUAUGAAUGGACUCGUGUAUUUCUCUAUA
Erigeron canadensis is the source of this 1283-nucleotide messenger RNA. RefSeq names its product 1-aminocyclopropane-1-carboxylate oxidase 3. Lineage: Eukaryota; Viridiplantae; Streptophyta; Magnoliopsida; Asterales; Asteraceae. The coding region runs from base 32 to 1144 and encodes 370 amino acids. The record is from RefSeq and is a predicted model, not a curated record. The transcript is spliced from 3 exons.